AUAAGGAUGCACAGAGUGCCGCCAAUAGCAGUAGCCCUAAAAAUGUUGCGUUUAUUUCUGUAAUUUUGAAUUAAGACAACCCUUUACUGCUUCUUUGAAAAAAAUGAAGACACCACCUCAGAAACGCGUUUAUCCUAAACUACCUGUGUGGAUCGUGGAGGAUCAUCAUGAUGUUGUGCAACACGUAUAUCGUGCCAUUGGCUCUAAACAUAUUCCAAUGAAAGGCAUUAAGAUGGUCCAUUUGGACUCCCACCCUGACCUUCUCAUUCCUGUGAAUAUGCCUGCUGACACUGUGUAUGACAAAGAGACCCUUCUCAGUGAGCUGAGCAUUGAGAAUUGGAUCAUGCCGAUGGUCUACGCUGGACACAUAUCCACUGUUGCCUGGCUGCAUCCGUACUGGGCUCAGCAAAUCAAAGAAGGGGAGCACACCAUGUUUGUGGGGAGAGAUACAUCCACCACCACCAUAAGAGUCACUAGCACAGACGAUUACUUUCUGAGUGAUGCACUUUAUGUUCCACUGGAUCAACUGGAAAACCCAAAAGAAUUAAACUUACACGUCAUUAGAGUAAAUCCCGCCAACACUUCUCAGAAAAAGGAGUGUGAAAAUGGACAAAGCGGUGCUAAAAUACCUAAAGCAUCUCCUAUAGGACAUGCACAUGUGAAGGGUGCUGAGCAAUCAGAAAUAGAUUCCCCCUGCACUUCCUCUGGUCAUCCACAUAGUGGCAGCACCACACCAGAAAACAGCAGUGACACAAUCACAAAAGCUGAUGAAGGGUCGACAAGCUACAUUUCAAGCAGGCUUGUAUCAGUUAUAGAGCAAAGUGACCCUUUUAUACUUGACAUUGACUUGGAUUUUUUCUCCUGUAAGAACCCUUUCAAGGAAAUGUAUACUCAGGAAGAGUUUGCCCUCCUGCAAGAGUUAUACAGCUUCACCAGGCCAGAUCAAGAGCUAGAUGAGGAGAAUCUCUCAGAUUGUGUGGAGAGACGCACUCACCAGCUUGAAGACCUGGAGGCUGCAUUUGGAGACCUGGUAGAGGAUGACAGCCAGGAAACUAUAGCUCGGUUAGCAGCAAACCCAGGAAUGAAACCUCUAGCCAGACUAGUACAGAGCCUUAAGAAUCGAAAUGAAUCACCAGACUACGAAAUGGUGCACCAAGCCGGCUUGACCUGUGAUUACUCGGAGCUCCCUCACCAUAUCAGCAGUGAGGAAGAGAUCCAGCAAAUGAUCACGGCCGUGCAGCUUUUCCUAGAAGCCCUGCCUAAACCCACAAUAGUUACUAUAUCCAGAUCCAGUUUGGAUGAGUAUUGCCCGGCGGAACAAGUGGAGUCCAUUCAGAAUGAAGUAUUGAACGUUCUUCAGUCCCUCUUCGGCUCCCUCGAUAUUCACAGAGAAUAUCAAUCAAUACCAGCAGAGAGCACAUCACAGACCACAUGAGGGAGAGAGGUUAAAAUUCAGCGCUGGCUGUGGCAUGUUCCCCAUCAUCGGCUGCCUUCAGACUGUCACCGGGAGGCAUUUAAAAACAUGCUGAGAUGUGCCGAGAGCUCUGCGAUUGUCAGCGUUGAGAAGGUGCGCAACAAUGAGGUUUUGAUGGACGUGCAGAGAAGGAAAAGUGCAUUUCAAACUGUUAUGUAAUUGAUUUACUUCAUGUGUUUCUUAACUUAUUUUUAUCCUCUGAGAAACAAAAUAAAAAAAAGAUUCUGCAGGUCUUGCCACACUAUAGGUGAUUUUAGUUACUGGCUGUUCCAAAGUUACAAACUGAGAAAAGAAAUUCAUUAAAGGGUACAAAUCAUAAAGAUCUGACUUUUCCUUGUUUAAAUGCAAUAAUUGUUCCCCCAGUGCUUCUGUCAACCUAGAAAAUGUGAAAAGAUCAACCCAAUAACUUCGUUUUGGUAAACCAUUCUCUGCAAGCAUGUAAAUUAUAAUUUUAAGUAAGGGAUAAUCCACGGCUAGCCAUGCAUUAAAGGGUUUUAAUGCACGAAGUAGAGGCGAAGAACCACCCGACGCGUAGCGGAGGGUGGUUGCCUAAGCGAAGUGCAUUAAAACCCUUUAAUGCAUGGCUAGCCGUGGAUUAUCCCGCUUAUACCUUGGUGUAGCUGUAAUUAAUGUUUACAGUGUAAUUUUUUAACAGACGGGUAAAAUGACGGUCAUUUUCUUAAGUUAAGGCUCGCACUUCAUCCACAUUAAAUAAAGUAGUGCCAUUGUAUUGCUUUUAUUUAAAUGAAUUAAAUGAAUGACAUUAAAUGAAAACAAAAAUCAAACAGUUGGAUAUUUCGAAGCGAUGUUUUAAAAGAGAUAGACAGAUAACUGAAAGAGAAGCACCAGAGAGAGAGAGAGAGAAAGAGAGAGAGCGAGAGAGAGACGCACUUUAAAGAGAGACGUGACACACUCUCGUCUCUCUCGCUCGCUCGCUCGCUCUCUCUCGCUCUCUCUGCAAGUGUAACUGUGUUACUAUGGUUACCAAUGUUUAUAGUAGUGGAUUAAUUUCUUACUGUAAUCAAACUGACUGGAACUACCUGUGCAUUAAACGGUUUUAAUGCACACCUUCCAGCCAAUCAGAAUUGAGUAUUUAAACAGACCAUGGUAUAAUAAAUAUUAAGAGAUAAUAAUUGAUUUUGCAAUUGAGUUUCCAUUUUAACAAGCCACCAUUAUGGCGAUCAGUGUUUGCAUUUCAUCAGCUCAUUUGCAUUUAACCCUCAUAAGCCCCGUUUUUCUGUAUAUGUUAGAGUUCCUUGGGGGAAAAAUUACCCCAGAAAUUAAAAGAUUGAUUACAAAAAUGAUACAAAUAAUAUAUAUAAUUUUUUUUUACUUCCCAUUUAUACAUUAAUUCUGUGUUUUGGGAAAUAUAAAGUACUUUUGUACCCGUUUACCACUAAAUUCCUCAACUACACCAUUAGCUUGCCUGUAAAAUAUAUUUUUUUUAUGAAAAUGUCACAUAAAUUAUAAUCUAAAUUUGAUUUAAAUUGUUUUUAGAUAUUGAUCUAGAUGUUAUGUUUUAAAUUUGGUCAUCUGGUGUUUAGAAAAAAAAAAACAUAUAAGAAUUACAGUUUAGGAAAUAAAUAAUUUUGACCAGCAGAGGCCCAUAGAGACCCAUUCAUUUCACUGGAUUUGGCCAACUGCUCAAAUCACUAUUUUAGUGCUACAUUUUGUGAAUUUUUGUUUAUAUAAACAUUACAAAGGACAUUAAAAAUAAAUAUGAUUUCAAAUAGUAGAUAUUUUCCAAAAUGCCACAGAAAUUUGACUCUGUGUGUGUACGUGUGUGUUUGUGUCUUUAUGUAUGUGUAAGUUUUACUGUGAGUGUGUUUGUACAUGCAUGUGUGGGAGCAUUAGAGCCCACCAGUUUAUAUCUUUGUUUUGCAUCUGUGGCUGUUUUUUGCCAAUUUUUGUAAAAAAUGCUCUCUGUGGCAGUCAUACCUUUGUAUGUAUGUAAGUGUGUGUGUGAUUGAGCAUAUCUUUUCUAUAUUGCAUUUGUGCUGUAAUAUCAGGCCUACUUUUCUUUGUUGAAAUUUUUCAGAUUUAUUCUAGAUGUAUUGAUUUUUUUUUUU
Paramisgurnus dabryanus is the source of this 3543-nucleotide messenger RNA. RefSeq names its product chromosome 6 C5orf22 homolog (gene c6h5orf22). The record is from RefSeq and is a predicted model, not a curated record. NCBI's taxonomy places the organism in Eukaryota, Metazoa, Chordata, Actinopteri, Cypriniformes, Cobitidae.